UUGACGGAGGUUCUCGUGGCUGGUCCAUCACUGCGCUUUCGGUUGCCUGCUAAACACGCAUGUAGGCUAAUGUUUCGGUGAAUUGUGGAAUUAUACGGAGGAAAAGCAUGCUGUAAUUUUUGCAUGUCAGGAGCAGAGAACUGUUUUGCCGGUCAACGGCUUUUUUCCGUUUGGAUCGCUUUUUCCCUAUGACAUAGGCUACCAAUUAAUCGGAGGCAUGUGGAAUUGUACAGGGAUUACGAAUUGCCUCUCAAGACUGUGCCUGCUGUUAAUGAUAUGGACGGAGGUGUCCAAGUGCACUGGCUAUUUUGAGCUGCAGCUGAUUACCGUUCAGAAUGUAAACGGCGAGUUGUCGGACGGGGAAUGCUGCGACGGAACGAGGAACUCGCAGGACCUGCGCUGCAGUCGGGACGAGUGUGAUACUUACUUUAAAAUUUGCCUAAAAGAGUACCAAAGCGAGGUCACAACCACUGGUCCUUGCACGUAUGGGGUUGGAUCUACUGACGUCCUUGGUGGAAAUAUUUUUUAUUUUAAGAAUAUGAAGAAUAAUGAAAACCAACGAAGCGAUGCUGGCAAUAUUCUCAUCCCCUUUCAGUAUGCAUGGCCGCGGGCAUAUACCCUGAUUGUGGAGGCCUGGGACUGGGACAACUCAACCCGCAACAAUGACAACGAGCUGCUGAUCGAGCGGAGCAUCCACACCGGAAUGAUCAGCCCCGGCGACCCAUGGCAGGCCAUCCAACAUUACGGGCCUGUGGCGCGCCUGGAGUACCGCAUCCGUGUUCGGUGCGACGAGAACUACUACGGCAGCAAGUGCAACAAGCAGUGCCGGCCACGCGACGACUACUUCGGCCACUACAGCUGCGAGCAGUCGGGCAACCGCGUGUGCCUGGAAGGCUGGAUGGGUGAAGACUGCCGGAAGGCAAUUUGCAAGCAAGGCUGCAACCUUUUACACGGAGACUGCUCAGUCCCAGGGGAAUGCAAGUGCAGCUAUGGCUGGCAAGGCCAGUUCUGUGAUGAAUGUGUCCCCUACCCUGGCUGUGUCCAUGGGACCUGUGUCGUCCCCUGGCAGUGUAACUGUGAGCGUAACUGGGGAGGACUGCUGUGUGACAAAGAUCUGAACUACUGUGGGAGACACCAGCCGUGCGUGAACGGAGGCACCUGCAUGAACACUGAGCCGGAUGAGUACCACUGCACCUGUCCAGAUGGCUACUCUGGCAAGACCUGCGAGAUAGCUGAGCACGCUUGUGUUUCCGACCCUUGUGCCAACGGUGGCACGUGCCGCCAGAUCCUGUCCGGAUUUGAGUGCCAAUGCCCGCCGGGAUGGGAGGGGCCCACCUGUGCCAGUGACAUGGACGAAUGUGCAUCCAGCCCUUGUGCCCAUGGUGGGACAUGCAUUGAUUUGGACAACGGGUUUGAGUGUCUGUGCUCGCCAGAGUGGGGAGGGAAGACCUGUCAGAUUGAUGCAAAUGAAUGUGUGGGGAAGCCGUGUGUAAAUGCUUACUCAUGCAAAAACUUAAUUGGUGGAUAUCACUGCGACUGCUUUCAAGGAUGGUCUGGACAAAACUGUGACAUCAAUGUCCGUGGGUGCCAUGGUCAAUGUCAGAAUGGGGCAACAUGUGAGGAAGGGCCCAGGGCAUACCUCUGCCAUUGCCUUCCGGGCUUUGUGGGUACACACUGCGAGAUCCAACGUAACAAGUGUGCCAGCGGGCCAUGCCAGAACGGUGGGCGCUGUCACAGAAUUUUGGAUGGCUUUGUGUGCGAGUGCCCGACAAAAUUCUCUGGGGAACUGUGUGAGGUUCCUGCUUGGUCUCCGUCAGACUCGUGUGAGACUCUCCCCUGUGAGAACGGGGCUACGUGCCACCCCCUUUCGGGAGACUUCUACUGUGCUUGUCCUGAGGGCUACCAAGGCAAGACCUGUGCCCAACUCAGGGACCACUGCAGGACAACCCCCUGUCAAGUGAUUGACAGCUGCACUAUUGCUGUGGCGACCAACGACUCGGCAGCCGAGGGUGGCUUGCAGCACAUCUCGUCCAACGUGUGUGGUCCCCGGGGGCGCUGCAUCAGCCUGCCCGACGGCAACUUCACCUGCUCCUGUGACCCCGGCUUCAGUGGCAGCUACUGCCAUGAGAACGUGAAUGACUGCGCGAGCGGCCCGUGUCAGAACGGGGGCACCUGCAUUGACGGGGUCAACUCAUUCCAGUGCAUCUGUCCCGACGGCUGGGAGGGCCGACUGUGUGACCACAAUGUGAAUGAGUGCGUCCAUAACCCAUGUAAGAAUGGUGGCCUCUGUGUGGACUUGGUCAACGACUUCUACUGCAAGUGUACCGAUUACUGGAAGGGCAAAACCUGCCACUCCCGUGAGAGCCAGUGUGAUGCCAACACCUGCCGUAACGGGGGCACCUGCUAUGAUCACGGGGACGCCUUCCGCUGUGAUUGCCCCUCAGCAUGGGGCGGCAGCACCUGUAACACAGUCAAGAACAGCACAUGUGCGUCCGGUCCCUGCUCAAACGGGGGCACCUGUGUUGGAGGGGGCAACACCUUCACCUGCAUUUGCAAAGAUGGCUGGGCGGGACCCACCUGUGCUGAUAACAUCAAUGACUGCAGCCCUCACCCUUGCUACAAUGGUGGUAUCUGUGUUGAUGGCGUCAACUGGUUCCGUUGUGAAUGUGCCCCUGGGUUUGCCGGACCGGACUGUCGUAUCAAUUUAGAUGAGUGCCAGUCAUCUCCCUGCUCGUACGGCGCCACUUGCGUGGACGAGAUCAACGGCUUUCACUGCGUCUGCCCACUCGGGCGAUCAGGCCCGCGGUGCCAAGAGUUUAUAGGUAUCGGGAAAACCUGUCAUUAUGCCGGCCUGCAGUUCCCACAUGGCAGUCGCUGGGAAGAGGAGUGCAACAACUGCCUUUGUGUCAAUGGCAAAGUGGAGUGUACCAAGGUGCUCUGCGGUCGGCAGCCAUGCCUUCUAAAGGGUUCUUCAACGUCAUCGGACAAGAAACUUGUCCAAGCGUGUCGAGGCGGCAGAGAAUGCCAGGAGCACAGCUACAUGGUCUGCUUCUCUUCUCCCUGCCACCUGUGGGGAUUUUGCUCGUCUCCAACGUCAGGUGGAGGUGAUCUCGCGCCCCAUGACCACACAGAGUGUCAGCCCAACAGCAAGCACCUGGACAACAGCUGUGCCCGAAUCACACUCAUCUUUAACCGUGCCAAAGUGCCAGUGGGCACAACAGUGGAGAACAUCUGUUCAGAGCUUAGGUACCUGCCCGCCACCAGAACACUGGCCAAAGACCACACCCUUCUUGUGCUGUGUGACCUCUCCCAAAGCAAUCCGGAUGCAGUAGAAGUGGCUAUAUCGUUCCAGCCUGAAGAGCAGCCAGACCACAGUCUGAUCCAGGAGGCAGCCAGCACCAUUGUCGGCACAUUGUCCAAGCGUCACAACAGUACCAUCAUGCUGGCCGUCAUUGAGGUCAAAGUGGAAACACAGGUCAAGCCCCCCGCCGUGGACUACCUGGUGCCGAUGCUCUGCGUGGUCUUCUGUGUGUUAUGGCUUUUCUGCAUCAUUGUGUGCGUGUGGUGGACGCGCAAGCGGAGAAAAGAGCGUGAGAGGAGGGCGCGAGGCCACAUCGAGCAAAAUGUUAACAACCAGUGGGAGCCCCUGCGGCCCAUAGGAGGCCAGCCACAACAGCAGCUUAAAGACAACAACAGGGAGGCCCAGCAGGAGUGCAAGAAGCUGAUAGGUUCCCCCUACAGGACCUGUGAUGGAGGAGAGGAGGAGGAGGAGGAGGAGGAGGAGGAGGAAAUUGGGGGAGAGAUGGCGUUUGAGGAGGAUGACGGAGUAUUAGGCGUGGAAGAGGGCAAGGGGCCCAUCUGUAAGUACUCUAAGACUGCGGUGCCGUCCAAAGGGGAUGUAAUCUGCACCUCGAGAAGUUCACUCUUCAAAGCACCCCACCGGACCACCUACAGCCCCAAAGACAACCGCUGGAAAAAUGUCAACGCCACCCUGGCUGGCCAAGACGCCAAAGACCCUUUUGUAUGAUCGAACUGGACUCAGAAAUGCACACAACUCGGAACUCCACAGCACUGAGUGAGAAAAGUGAGGGAGGAUCUCAUUAGAUGUACUCAUGAGAGAAAAAUAGCUUUUCAGUUCAAAGAACCAAUAUUUUUUUUGCUGUCAUCUGUACAUUUUCUUUGGGGAGCAGGAUGCUAACAAAUAGAUGACGUUUGUCUUUUAUGUACAGAUGAAGCACAAUUGUAUACCUUCAACCGAGGUAAAGUAAGGCCUCAAUUUUGUUUAUAUUGUACUGUUAAAAUGAGCAAAGUCCAAAUGGAGCGGGGGAAAAACCUAUAAAAUUACUUUUGUUUUUGUUUACAGAUAGUGAUUUUGUUUAAUUUUGAGUGGGCUUUUUUUUUUUUGAGG
This is a messenger RNA of Esox lucius (northern pike), 4408 nucleotides long. It is a transcript of the gene jag2b, whose product is annotated as jagged canonical Notch ligand 2b. Gene Ontology annotation, molecular function: Notch binding; calcium ion binding. The record is from RefSeq and is a predicted model, not a curated record. Gene Ontology annotation, biological process: Notch signaling pathway; establishment or maintenance of epithelial cell apical/basal polarity; cell communication. Lineage: Eukaryota; Metazoa; Chordata; Actinopteri; Esociformes; Esocidae. The coding region runs from base 218 to 4027 and encodes 1269 amino acids. The transcript has 26 exons. Gene Ontology annotation, cellular component: protein-containing complex; plasma membrane.